Puntigrus tetrazona (Sumatra barb) is the source of this 3768-nucleotide messenger RNA. RefSeq names its product solute carrier family 38 member 4 (gene slc38a4). Gene Ontology annotation, molecular function: amino acid transmembrane transporter activity. The record is from RefSeq and is a predicted model, not a curated record. Gene Ontology annotation, biological process: amino acid transmembrane transport. The transcript has 16 exons. NCBI's taxonomy places the organism in Eukaryota, Metazoa, Chordata, Actinopteri, Cypriniformes, Cyprinidae. Bases 189 to 1802 code for a protein of 537 amino acids.
GGCGGAGCUUCCAGCUGAGUGGUUGCCAUAGAAGCGUCCCGAUUGGCUGAGGUGGGCCCUCCCAACGCUCUUUAAAGCUUCCACUCACCUCCAGGGCUAAAAAAUCAAGCUCAUCCUUGAUCUGUGAGCACGUCCUGCAUCUGACCGGCUUUCAAUUUCUUCUAAAGACCAAAUCCUUAUCUGUAAACAUGGAGCGUAUGGAGCUGAAGAAAGUGAGCAUGGAGGCGGACGAUGAAAGCAGCGUGGACGAGCGCUUCAUGCCCAUCGAUUCAGAGAAGGCCACCAUUAACAGCUCGCUUCUGGACGAGGAGGACGCAGAGAGUCAGAAGUUUCUCACCGAUGGUAUCAUGAAGAAGAAGAAAUAUGAGGAAGAAGAAUAUCACCCGGGUCACGCUUCGUUUGGGAUGUCUGUCUUUAACCUCAGUAACGCCAUCAUGGGCAGUGGAAUUCUGGGAUUGUCUUUUGCAAUGGCCAACACCGGCAUCGUACUGUUUGUCAUUCUGCUGUUUGGAGUCGCUAUCCUGUCGCUGUACUCCGUUCAUCUCUUACUAGUGACGGCCAAAGAAGGAGGCUCACUGAUCUACGAGAAGCUCGGCGAAAAAGCGUUUGGAUGGCCGGGAAAAAUGGCAGCUUUUGGAUCAAUCACUCUGCAGAACAUAGGAGCCAUGUCCAGCUACCUGUUCAUAGUCAAGUACGAGCUGCCCGAGGUGAUCAGAGCCUUUCUGGGGCUGGAGGAGAGCUCUGGUGAAUGGUAUCUGAACGGGAAUUACGUGGUGGUGCUGGUGUCCAUCGCCAUCAUCCUGCCUCUGUCUCUGCUGAAGAACCUCGGGUACCUGGGGUACACCAGCGGCUUCUCUCUCUCCUGCAUGGUGUUCUUCCUGGGAGUGCUGAUCUAUAAGAAGACGAUCCUGCCGUGUCCUCUGCCGUUCUUCUACCAGCACGAGUCCAACAUGAGUCUGAACGGCUCUGACGCUCUGGGCCUGUACUCUCUGCCGAACACCUCGGCGCUGGCGUAUAUCUCAGAAGCUCACCCGGAGCACGCUGCGGGCCCGGAUCACGACCCGCUCCAGAGCGCCGUGCGGCUCACCCCUCACCCAGAAGACCAGCAGGACAUGUGCACGCCCAAAUACUUCGUCUUCAACUCGCAGACCGCCUACACCGUUCCCAUCCUCGCCUUCGCCUUCGUCUGUCAUCCUGAAGUUCUGCCCAUCUACAGUGAACUCAAAGACCGCUCUCGGAAGAAGAUGCAGCGCGUCUCAAACCUGUCCAUCCUGGCCAUGCUGGUCAUGUACCUGCUCUCGGCUCUCUUCGGCUAUCUGACCUUUUACGAUCACGUGGAGGCGGAGCUGCUUCACACCUUCACGAAGGUCUACAAGUUUGACACGAUGCUUCUUCUGGUGCGUCUGGCCGUUCUGACGGCGGUGACUCUGACCGUUCCCAUAGUGCUCUUCCCCAUCCGCUCUUCCGUCAUCACGCUGUGUUUCGCCGGGAAAGAGUUCAGCUGGAUCCGACACUUCCUCAUCGCCGCUGCUAUCCUGGCCUUCAACAACCUCCUGGUGAUCUUCGUCCCCACCAUCAGAGACAUCUUCGGCUUCAUCGGUUCGUCUGCAGCUACCAUGCUCAUCUUCAUCCUCCCGGCGGCGUUUUACCUGCGGCUCGUCAAGAAUUUACCUUUCAGAUCGCCUCAGAAAAUAUCUGCAACCAUUUUCCUGGUGGUGGGCAUCUUCUUCAUGAUUGGCAGCCUGUCUCUGAUCGUCUUGGACUGGAUUCACAACCCGCCGGGCUCGAAAGGUGCUCACUAAAGCGCCGGCGUUCACCCGCUGAAGCCGUUUCAUCCCAGAGAUCAUCUCUGGACGCGGACGAACCCUGCGCCUCCGCCUCUCUCUCCUCUCAUAAACUCUGCUCAGCUGUUUUAACAGAUCAGAGAGAGAGAGAGAGAGAGAGAGAGAGAGGCGGGCAGAAGGGUUCAUCAAAUAAGCACUUGAGCAUUUUUUUAUCAAGACAUGCCAACAAUCACGUUUCUUCCUGUUUGCCUUCUUCAUUAGCUGGUCAUAGAUAGAUAGUUAGUUUCUUGUUAUCGGUUCACUCAAAGAUGGCAUUUCAGUGCUUUUCUUCUCACGCAUGUUAAGGAUGAAAGCAACCAAACGAUGCUGAUUUCUGAGUCAACUCUGUGUUUGAUGCUAUCACUUGAAUCAGAUUUCCUCUUUGAGAGGGGCAAAAAGGUCCAAUUAUUGCAUUUUUUGUACCAAAACGAAGUACAGUUGGUCCACUAAAGCUCAGCUUUUUCCUCUCAAGCCGAUCCGCGAGCAUCGACUCGUCAAGAGGAUCGGUUCAUCGCAAGACGUUUUUAAUCGGCGUUUCGUCCCGAGCGCUGGUUUACUGCCCAGAUCCCGCUGGAGGUUUACAGUCACGCCGGUCCAGCCAAAGUGGACGAUAUUUAAAGAUCCUUUGGUGAUCUAUUUACUCACAAAGCAAGUGAAUAUUUCAAAUGAAAUGGUUAUGAUAUUUUUGCAUGUUUUUAAAUCAGAAACAUGGUCUUUUUGGACGUUGUAUAUGGUUUGUAAAUAGUCUAAUUUGUUGUGGACGGACACAUGCUAGAGUUUUAGUAUUAUAUUUUAGUUGUCAGUGCCAUCGUGUUUUCUUUUUGUAAAUUUGUAGAAACGCCAUUGUAUUUCUAUUGUGCCUCCUUGACGGUUUUUACAACGAUCUGAAGAAAGGAGUUGCGUGGGGUUUUUUUUCUUUCUUUCUUUCUUUCUUUUAGCGUGUUACUUGAUUAGUUAGCAGCUGAAACGGUGCCGAGAGCCUGGAAACCCAUCUGAUUUUGAGCAGUGUUUGUCUUCCGCCGUGCACCUCUCGUUCGUAAGUGCGAUUUCUAUUCGUUUUAAAGUCGAUGUGAAAUCAAAAACAGACCCCGUUUGCUUUCUUUUAGUAAAACCUCACAGCAACACAUUUUACGUAUCAACUAAAAAAAUAAAAAUUAUUUUAUUUUUUGCAUUACUCGUACUGUAAUUUUUUUUAUAUGGCCAAAUUAUUUUUUAAUAUAAUUAACAGUAUAGUUCAAAAUGAUUGUUGAACAAAAACUAAAAUUUUUUAUUUUUAAAUAUAUUUUAACAAUUGUAAAACGAUUGCUAAGAAUAUGUCGCUCGAAAACCUAUUGACGUGAAUAUAUAUAUAUCUUAAAAUAAAAUCCAGCAAAUACGUGUUUUGACCUUUUUUGAAUAUUGUGAAAUACACACACACACACACACACACACGUUUUUUGCCGUUUGGGUAAUUAUUAAAAAUGUGACUCUUAGUUCAUGAAUGUAUUAACAUUGAUAAUGUAUUAGUAAAUGUUGAAAUUAUUAAGUAUAUUUCCUGUUACUGGAUUUUUUUAUUCACUUUUUCCUCAUUUCUGGUCAUGACUGUGGAAGUAAAAAGGGGCUGUGAGAGUGUUUUCAUGUCGACUUUAAGCGUGUUUACACGCUCGUCGCUUUCUUCAGGGAAAAUGUGCAGCAAUCCUAACAUCUGAAUGUACGAACUGUAACAGUUUACAUGUAUUUUGCUAAUGUGAAAUGAACACCGAAUCGCAGUAUUUUUCUGACCGUAGAGGAGCAGUCGUGAGAAAUGAGGCGAAAGCUUGUCUGCCGUCGUAUCAUAAACACCACGGCCAAUCGGCUGCGGCCUCCUGUGCCUUGACCAAUCACGAGCCACGUAUCCGAGACUUUUGUAUCACCGAAGCUGUUUCCAUGUUAUGUAACAUGAAAAAUAAAGAAAUGUGAAACGACA